This is a messenger RNA of Hippocampus comes (tiger tail seahorse), 1397 nucleotides long. Its product is annotated as metalloprotease TIKI2-like. The coding region runs from base 137 to 628 and encodes 163 amino acids. Gene Ontology annotation, molecular function: metalloendopeptidase activity; Wnt-protein binding. Lineage: Eukaryota; Metazoa; Chordata; Actinopteri; Syngnathiformes; Syngnathidae. Gene Ontology annotation, biological process: negative regulation of Wnt signaling pathway. The record is from RefSeq and is a predicted model, not a curated record. Gene Ontology annotation, cellular component: organelle membrane; plasma membrane. The transcript has 2 exons.
AUUCGGAUUGCAAAAAUCGUUCCUGCGAUUCCGAAGAAACUCACAGUUUGAACAUCACCUGUUUCGGGAUGCUGGUCGAUUGUUCACCAUUUUCUCAGAACAAUAAUGGAAAUAAUUGAGUUCAAUAAAUAAAGUUAUGUGUCUAUUCAACAGUCAACCAGACAGCGAGCCAACCAGCGGCACGAGCAUGGCUCCUCCCACCGGUCUGCCGACCAGUUCGGGCGAAACGGAGCUAGACGAGCCUCAUAGCGUGCCUGGCAUCGGCGAGGAGGAGGAGGAAGAGGAGCUGACUCACAUCCUGCAGCCGGACAGCCUGAGCCAGCUGGAGGAGUUCGGACGGCACAAGCGUGGUCGAAAAGUUCACCGAGGCCAUGGGAGGCCCCGCCUCUUCAGUGACCUCUGGGUUCGCUUUGGGGACGGCACCGCCCUGCCCCCUAACGUGAGGAUCAUCAACGGUUAUGUGACAGUAGAGCCCCCGCUGACCCGCCCGGAGGACCACGUCACGGCUCCGCCCUCCUCCACGCCGUCCGGCCCCACCUCAGCGCAGGCGCCAUCGUGGAUCCACAACACACCGUCACUGACGUGCGCGUUCGCCUGGCUGUUGUCGUACGUGCUGCUCAUCUCCUGACCGCCGGGAGUGGAGAUGAGCAGGGGUGCAAUCUGCCAUUGUAAAAAAAAAAAAAAAAAAAGACUACCGCAACGCGCUCGACAGAUAGGCAGGAAUGGUCUGGCUAAUGCUGCCAAGCCCCUCAAAAAGCUGCCAGGCAUGUGGGUCGCACAUGUUGGGGUCACACAGUGAGUGGACUGCAAGGAUCUAAAGGCCUUCACACCACAGGGAAGAAAACUCACCGGAGAACUCGCCUAUUUACAGUUGGUGCGGUCGCAUGUGGUGGCCAUUACAUCAGUGGACCUCAAACUGGGAUCCGGGAGCCACAGUUUGGGGGUCCGCAAAAUGAUUUGAUAUCAAUUGUGUUUUAUCAUUUAAACAAAGUGCCUAAGGGGGAUCGGUGCCAAUAAAACAUAAACCGGGUACUCCUGCCUACUUCAGUUUCGGGACAGAUAAACAGAUAAACUGGUAUGAUUGUGCCGUAUUAGCACAUGAAACGAAAGAGAUACGAGUGACCUAACUUGAGUUACAGAUUGUCAAAAAAAAAUAAAAAAGGAGCUUCAAGGUGGUGACUGCCACACCUUGUUGAAGUUUAUAGUCAAAGUUAACAUCAAACAAAGAGAAGUGCACCUUGCAUAUCACAACAACCACACAAAUGUGUCUUUAAGCGUGCUAGCUUGAUGCACACAAUGUAAUGAAAAGCAUCAGUCACUCAAUGUUGCUACGGCCUGAACGACAAGGAUUUUUUUUUGCCAAUUUAAAAAUCGUUCAUUUUGGCCAAAAAAGACAA